Molecule: messenger RNA, 3866 nt
Organism: Vombatus ursinus (common wombat)
Lineage: Eukaryota; Metazoa; Chordata; Mammalia; Diprotodontia; Vombatidae
Gene: NRGN
Product: neurogranin
Molecular function (GO): calmodulin binding
Source: RefSeq, a predicted model, not a curated record
CAUAGUAGGUACUUAAUAAAUGCUUAUUUUAUUUAAUUAUAAAUUCUGCCCAUCUAAUUAAGAGAAGAGCCCCCUUUGCAGAGGAAGUGUUUGGCCACAGCAGGGGUGUAUAUGAGACACCAGGUAUACAUGAGUCCAGCUUUGUGUCUUUACCUCUGUAAACAUAUUAAUAUAAUUGAAGUGUCCAUGACUAUCGUUAUUCAUAUGUAUGCAAUGGUCUGUGUCUGCCUGUGACUCUACAUCUACGCAUAUGUGUCUAUGGGUGUGGGAGGAGAGAUAGCUUUGUGUCUAUGUCUCUGCAUAUGUAUAUCUUUUGCCCUGUCUAGUCCCAUCUUAGAGACAUCCCCUCCCCCCAGAAACCAUGGCCAGUAUAGCGUGGGUACGGAAGUGGGCUGUUGCUGUGGUGUUGAUUGUGUCACUGGGACUGGCAGCUGCCACAAUACCCACUCUCCUGUAAGCUUGGGAUCUUCUAGAGAGACCAUUCUCCCUGCCCCCAGACGCCACAAUAUUUAUGUAGGGAGAAGGGAGAGUGCUACAGGUAUUGGAGUUGGGGUGGGGCGAGGGGAAUUCACUGCAAAGACACCCCCCCAUCAUCUCUGACCAGCAGGAGGAAGGACCAGGAGGCAGCACAGCCUGCAGAGGAAGGUUGCCUAGCAACUUGGGAGACUUUACUGCAAACUCACCAAAUCCCAAAACUCCUCAGUUCUAAAUUAGGAAGACAGAAGCAUGGAGACAGGGCCUGAUACCCACUUUCCCACUUCCCCAUCCAUCCCCAUAGGACCCUAGUGAUAGAGUUCGUCAGGGAAGUUACCUAGCCUAAGGUCUUAUAUACUCCCAAUCAACUAAGAGGCUUGAGCACCUGAGGCAAGUUAUGGUUUGUUGGUGUCAGAAAAUGGUAUUUUGUACCAGGAAUUGAUUAAAUUCUCACUAACAUGGGUGAGCCUUCAAUAAUUGGGGAGGGGGGAGAUUCCCUAAAACUUUGGAAACCCAGCUCUGGAGAACCAAGGUAGUUAACUCUAUCCCCACCCUUGCUAACAAUUAGAUUUUUCUGUUUUCCCCUUUGGUCCCAAGAACUUCUGUACUAUCCUUUCAGAUAAGUGAACCAACCUAUGCUUUUCACAAGCCCACCCUUCACCUGAGCCACAUAUGUGGGCUUAAUUACCAGGCAUCUCCAGAGCUUCAUCACCUAUCUUCUUUCCUCUCUGAACUGCCCUAUCAGCAAUUCUCUUUUCCCCCUCUUCGAGCUUGUUGAUUUAGAAUUUUCCGUUUUUCUCAUAACUACCUUACCCUUACUCAUACAAUAUCCUGCACCAUUACCAGCCCUAAGGUCCAAGACAUGAGAUUUUCCUUUCUAUGUGGAUUUCUCCAUAACUCCCUUCCCCCAGCCUUUCAGGAUACAUGAAUUCUCUCCCCUAACACUUCCCUGACCCCAGAGAGAUAACUAGAAUCCUCAUGAUUCACUGUGCUUAAGGUUAAAAUGGUUUUCUUCUCCAGAUGAACAGAGAAGGAAAGGGGCAGGUGUGUAUCUGAGAGCUGAGGAUUCCUUGGACCUUGAAGGAAUUUACCCCACAGCAAAGGGUAGGAGACACUGAACAGAUUCUAGGAGGAUAGCUCUCUAGGGAGGUGCAAGGGAUAAUGGGGAGAUGGUUCUUGAAGAUCCCUUCUUACAAAUAUGUAUACAUCAUGUGUAUAUGUAAAGUGUAUUAUACAGUACUCAGUAUCUGCGUAUCACAGGUUUGCAGGUUGCAAUUGCAUAUAUGUCUUUCUGAGCAGGAUGUGUGUAUGUGUGUGUGUGUUAGGGGACGGGUGCCCAUGUGUAUUUGAGCUAAUCUAUGUAGAGUAUAGCAGUGUGUGGGUGUACAGCUCUCUGUGGGGUAUCUGAAUUUUCAUGUAUUUGUGUAUGACUAUGUGCCCAUCACUGGCCUUCAUAACUUGCAGGAUGAAUACAUCUGCGCUGUACUGGAUGUGAAGAGUAGACAAUCUUCCCACAUUUUGGUGAGGUCUGUGUGUGUUGCUUACUUUGGAGAUUCGAGUGAGAGUGGGGAAAAUGGAAGAAUUGGGGGAGGCACAUCCCUAAGUGGAGGAAAACAAAGGGAGGGGUAUCUCUCUCGAAAAGCUGGAGCCUCAGGUAACUGUACUAAGAUAUAUGUGUCCGGAUGGAAGGGUGUGUGUCUCUGAGAGGUCGGGGGUGUUUUUCUAUUUCCCGUACUCCUUGCCUACCACUCUGUGCUGUAUUGGGGAGUGGAGAUGGUGGGGAUUAUUGCGUGGGAGUUUGGGAGGCUGUAGGUGUGUAGGAGGAAUAGAGGAAGGUGUGUAGGUGUAGGGGCUGGGGCCGCCACUGGUGGGGGUUGGUAGGGAGGGGGGAAAAGAGGGCACAAAGGGGGCGGAGCCUCAAGGCGUAGUCUCUCCUCUCCUCUGCCCACUCAAGUUAAGACUCCUCCUGAUUGGCUACCCUACUGUGGGCUUCAGGUUACAUCCCAGAGCAGUCCCGAGCGCGGGAGAGAGAGGAAUAGAGUCGGGAGCGGAUUUUGCACUCUGAGCCGGGAAACCAAAGUCCCUGAAAGGCGUCGGACAGCUCACCGCCCCUGCCCCCGCCCCCAGCCCCGCCCAGCCCAGCCCUGCGGUCGGGAUGGAUUGCUGCACGGAGAGCGCUUGUUCCAAGCCAGACGAUGACAUUUUGGACAUCCCUUUGGACGAUCCUGGCGCCAACGCGGCUGCGGCCAAAAUCCAGGCGAGUUUCCGGGGCCACAUGGCUCGGAAGAAGAUCAAAAGUGGGGAGCGAGCUCGGAAGGGCCCAGGCCCCGGGGGGGCGGGCGGCUCUGGGGGCGCCCGGGGGGGCGCGGGAGGCGGCCCCAGCGGAGACUAAGCCAGGUGAACUGACUGUUUUCUAAGUUCCCUAGGUGAGGUGGAUGCCAUGUCCCCUUCGCAGUGACAAGACUUCCCUGCAAUGUUUGUGACUACUCCCCCACCUCUCCUGCCAGCCUCAGGAGCCCACACGCCACCGGGAGACCCCUCCCCCUCAGGCCGGCUCCAUUCCGGAGUCACUCUACCUGUUCGCCAGUCUGAAAAGGGACCUGAUUUCCCUAUCUUCUUUACCCCUCUCCUGUCUGUCCUCCUUUCCUCCACCUCCUCGUUUUGCCUAACCUGCUCCACCUCCACAGCGCACCCGCCCUGCAUGAACUCACCACCAACUUUACUAAGCUCCUCUUCGCUUUCUCUCUGCGGAUUGCUGAGGGCGCCCCCAAGUAGUCCAAGUGUGUGUGCUCCCACUAAGGAAAUCCUGUUUGUUUCUGCGGAAAGCCGAAGGAUACGCCUGUCUCCACCCCUACUCACUGUGCUGCUGUAACCAUCCCCAUCCAGCCCACCCAAGCUCCAAGACUUUGGGCCUUCUGCUCCUCCACAGGCAGUCCCCAGUUUACACACUCGGGGUGAGGGGAGGCUUUUGGGGGUGCCGGAACCCUUUACUUCUGGGCAUGAUCCUAUUCUGGUUGGUGGGGGGAGGAGCGGUUUCCCGUUCCAGAGGUCCCCUGAAGUGACGGUGAUUGCACGCCCAGUCCCACACCUGCUUGUAAUCUCCCAGUCCUGAGCCCAUUCUACAGCCCUAUGCCCCUAGCCUCGACUGCUGCGCAUCCCGCGACCACCUCUCCAACUCUCUUCUUGUUAUGCAAACUCCUAGGCCGAGGUGAUCGAGAGGGGGUGUGGGGGGAGUCAGAAGCUGCCCCGCCCCUUGCCCUGCCCUGCCCUGCCCUGACCGCCCAGCCCCUAACCGGGCUCCUGGGGCUGUGGCAGAAGGGUUUUUAAAUUUUCGUGUGUGCAUGUGACCGCUCUGGGUUGGAAUGUGAACAAUAAAGAGGAAUGUCCAAGUG